AUGGCGGCCACCACAUCUCUCCGCUGCGUGACGGCCUUCUCGUCGUCCUCCAUUUGCAGCCCCCAUGCUCCUUGCAAUGACGGAGCUGGUCCUGUCAGCCGGGCAUGGCGACCUGCGCGCAUCUGCUCUCCUUUGGCAGGCCUGCGCCUGCCUCAGCACCCCUGCCUGGUGUCCAUCUUCACAGGGAGGGCGCUGCAAAGGCCCUCGGCACCUUCGAAAGCAGCUCAGAAACGGAGAGCGUCGAAUAACGCAGUGGCAGAGGUUGUUGCAGACGGCACUGGUGCUGCCCCGCUGAGUACGGAAGAGGGCAGCGGCACGGGCAAGGAGGAUGGCCUACUCGCAGUCGACCUGGUUGGCGCCGAGGCUGGUUAUGAGGAGGAGGAGAGGGGAGGACACUCUGCUGAUGCUGGGGUGGGGGAAGAUGGGGUUGCGGCGCUGGCCUUGGAGCAAGAGGCGAUCAAUGGGGCCAGCAGUACGAGAGCUAGCAGCGAAGAUAUACUAGGCAACACGGAGCUGAGCGGCUGGUUCAAGGAAGGGUACGAGGAGGACGCAGCUGGAGGACAGGAAGCUGCCACUUCGUAUGACCGCGUGUCGCUCACGCAAGAAGGCCGCGGUGGUGCCUCUGGUGUCACCCUCUCGGAGGGCUCCGCCGAUGACAGUGCCGCGGAGGAGGAGCACCUGGACCGCGCCAGCUGGGCGCGCGGCGCGGGCCGCUUCUUGCCGCACCCGUGGCCUGAGUGGGCGGAGUUCCUGGACACGCUGGUGGAGGGCCCGCACGACUACUUUUCGUUUGACAGCUUUGCGGACCGCCCCGUGGACCAGGCGCGCGACCGCGACGCCGAGUUCUAUGGGGACAGCGGGGUGGUCAAGCACGCGCUCAUGCAGUUUGCGCGCGACAGGGACGACAUCAUCAGGUUGCCUGAUCGCGACGCGCUGCGUGUGCUGGUCAAGGAUGACUGCUGCACCCUUGAGCGGAAGGCCGUCAAUGCCUCCAAGCGCGUGCGCGCUCUCCUUCAGAUUACAGAGGCUGCGGUGUGUGUUCAGUGCGCCAAGAAGCGCGACUGCCAGCGCGCGUUUGCCAAGAGCAGCGAGGAGGUGAUGUUCCAGGACGUGCUGCGCGUGGUCCAGGCGUACGCGGGCAAGGCCGUGCGCUGGCCUGCCGCCUCCGAGAUCACGCCCGAGCAGGAGGCUGCCGCACGCACUGUCAUCCGCAGCCUGGUGCAGGGCGCGCAGACAGAGCGGCCCAAGCACCUGGCGCGUCCCAAGCAGAGGCUGGGCGGGGAGCCGAAGGCCCCCAAGCUGCGCGAGGCCCCGACCUGGACUCCGGGGGGCUAUGCGGACCGCGGCUACGGGGGCCGCGACCGCGAGCGUGGUGCCCCGCCCAACUCGGAGAUGCUGCCAGGGGACUGGAAGUGCAAGGACUGUGCGUUCCCCAACUUCGCCCGCAACGUGGUGUGCAAGCGCUGUGGUGCGCCAGGCCCAGGCAUUGAUGGCGACCGAGCCCCCCUCUUCCGGGGGGGCGGUUAUGGCCAGCAGCGACCGGCUUAUGGGGAUGCGCGCGGCGGUUACGCCGAGCGCGGUCCUCCCCGACCUUCUGACCGGUGGGCGGGGGAGCGCGAGGGGGGCCAGGCGUACCGGCCCCGCAGGUCGGGCUCCUUCUCGGAGGAAGCUGAUAGCUUUGGCGGGGGCCGCAGGGGUGGUUAUGAGGACCGCGAGCGGCGCCCCGCGUACGGCGGCCGUGGGAGGCGUUCCGCGGAAGAAGAGGACGACCUCGGCGGCUACAGCGCGCGCUUCGACGACGACGACGGGCAAGAAGUCAGCAGGAGGCGCGGCGGCCCGGCUCCUGGCAGGCGCGCAUAUGAGGAGUGGAAGCCGGCGCUAGGCGGGGAAGAGGAGGCAGACGUGGCAGGCGGGAGGAGGAACAGCGACGCCGAGGAGGGCGACGUGGCACGCACCUUUGUGCCCAGGGCGCAGGGGCGCAGGCCAGCGUAUGACGACGACGAGGAGAGGGGGGGCUGGGGAGCAGACGACGAUCAGGUGGGGGCCGUGCGGCGGAGGAGCGCUUCGAUGGGCGAGGCUACGGCCCGUCUAGCCGCGGCUAUGGGCGAGGCGGAUCGGGGGGCCGCAGCAGCGGAUACGGGAACCGGAGGGAGGGCCGGGGCGGGGGCAGCUACGGAGGAGGGGUUUACGGCGGUAGGGGAGGGGGAUACGGCGGCAGAGAAGGGGGAUAUGGCGGGCAGUCGAGGGGCUACGAGCGCAGGGACAGCGGAUACGGGGGGGGAGACGACUCGUACGGAGGAGGAAGGGGCGGACGAGGAGGGUAUGGCGGCGAGCGCAGGGAGGGCUAUGGGGGACGCAGGGGAGGGGGAGGCUAGUGGGGGGCGGGGGGACGGGGGAGAGGAAGCGUACGGGGGGGGGCUCGACGGGGGA
Klebsormidium nitens is the source of this 2430-nucleotide messenger RNA. NCBI's taxonomy places the organism in Eukaryota, Viridiplantae, Streptophyta, Klebsormidiophyceae, Klebsormidiales, Klebsormidiaceae. The record is from the annotation of a GenBank genome assembly.